AAGCAGUUAUUGCAGUAGACAGGAGAUAUUAAGGAAACCGGGAGCAAUGAUAUAAAAUUCUUCCAAGAUGAAAUACAUGUGUAUAAUCUGUGAUAAAUCUAAUAGAAUCUAGCAAUCCAGGGGCUGUAAAAGUGGACUAUUCAGCCAAAGGGUAUUACAUACAACAAGAAAGGGAUAAUGUCUAGCAAGGAAGAUGAAAAUUUUUCUCUUUGGAUAAACUCUACACUUGAUACUUUUGGAUUCAGACCAGAAAUUAUUUCAUUUCGAUCAUACUGGUAUGACAAACUGGCUGAAAAUAUGAAUUUAAAGUUGGAAGAAUUAUCUCCAUUUAGGUUUUCUCUGGUGGGAAGUGCAGGUGAAGGAGUUAGACUUGGGAAAAGCGAUACAGAUAUACUAAGUGUAUUCAAAAAUACAGUUUGUUCCGACAAUCCAAGAAUAAACGUUCAUUUAAAUAUACUAAAGACUGAUUACUCAGGCACUGCUCCUGGAUACACAAAAAUAGUUCUAAUAAACAAAAGUAGUUCUGAUAUACGACACCCGUUUCAUUUCGACACAAUGUACAAAUCUACAGAAGGACACCCCUACAUUCCUUGUGCAUUAGAAUAUUUUGCUGGCAAAUCAGAAAUUAAUGGCCCUGCUUUUUCCUCAGCAUUUCCCUAUGAAUCAUACCUUUUCUCUGGGACAGACUUGGUCUUUUCAUUCUACUUUACAGGAAAAGAACAUUUAAGUGAAUGGGCAAAAAGGUCACGAUUUUAUGCUUGGCCACAGCACACAGUGCUAAAUGAAAUUUCUAAGAUGGAAGGAUACAUAGUGCCUGUAGGGGACAAACAAAGUGACUUAAAAUGUUUGGAGUGGCGGAUAUGUUAUACGACUGCAGAAAAGAAAUUGGUUCAACAUCUAAAUGACGCACAAAAAAAGCUGUACAUAUUACUAAAGAUGGUGUGUAAGACAAUACUGCAACCUAUCUGUAAAGCAAUCACAUCAUAUAUCGUAAAAAAUGUUGUUUUUUGGGUAGCAGAAAGAAUGCCUGAACUACAAUGUUCAGUAAAUUGUCUGAUGAAUUUGUUGCAGAAAGCUUUGUAUUUCAUAAAAUACUGCCUGGAGAACAACCAUCUCCCAAAUUACAUGAUACCGGGAAGAAACCUUCUAAGGGGAGGAGUCAGUGGCAGGGAGAAACGACAAGCAAUAGAUCUUCUUUCACAGCUUAUGAAAGAGGGUGGAGCCAUUGUUGUAAGAAUACCAAAGUUGUACCAAUGUAUGUUUCAUAUGGUACAUAGUCCAGAAAGAGGUUCACGAUAUGGAAUUUGGCGAGAUGAGGUUGAAAAACAAACAAUGAAAUUUCUUGUUCUAUGUCAAAAAGAGUAUAGUCGGAGAUGGGUGCCCAUGCCUAUCCUAUCUUUUUUACAAGUGCUCAAGAAUAUGAACUAUAUGAAAGCAUUAAAAUACUUUAUGUUGGUGGUUCCAGAGUUUCCCAACAUGAUAGUGCAAGGGAAAUUUGUAGAGCUUCAAUACCUAUUUCUGGCUAGAGUUGAAGCAACUAUGCUGCUGUAAACAAUGACAAGCUCUAAAAUUUGUAUGUACAAACAAUGUGUCUCAGUGUACAGUAGUUAAAAACAAUAUUAUACUUUGUAUCAUGCACAAUGUAUGAACAUUAUAUAUCCCAUUGAUAAACAAAUAUUUACAGUCCAAAUUGUUUCAUUCUAUGAAAACAGUAUACAGCUUUUGCAUUCCAAGUGCCAUGAAAUCUACUGGUACUAAAAUCAAGUUAUUCUGAAGGUGACAAAAUCAGUUGACUAGGACUGUUUUAUAUACAUCAACUUAUCAAAUGAUAAGCAUUUUUACCGGAUAUUGCUCAUGGAAUGCAUGCAUUGUAACACAACAUUUGAAUAUAUGCAUUUCAAACACAUUUCAGAAGUAUA
Messenger RNA from Mercenaria mercenaria, 1919 nucleotides. RefSeq lists its product as uncharacterized. The coding region runs from base 178 to 1551 and encodes 457 amino acids. The record is from RefSeq and is a predicted model, not a curated record. The transcript has 2 exons. Lineage: Eukaryota; Metazoa; Mollusca; Bivalvia; Venerida; Veneridae.